AUGCAAAUCUUUGUUAAAACUCUUACUGGAAAGACGAUAACUCUUGAGGUUGAGUCUUCAGACACUAUAAAUCAAGUAAAAGCAAAAAUCCAAGAUAAAGAAGGAAUUCCCCCAGACCAGCAACGUCUUAUUUUCGCUGGUAAACAACUUGAGGAUGGUCACACCCUCUCCGAUUACAACAUUCAGAAAGAAUCUACCCUUCACCUUGUUCUUCGACUUCGCGGAGGUAUGCAAAUAUUCGUAAAAACACUCACCGGUAGCACCAUCAUCCUGGAAGUAGAGAGUUCAGAUACAAUUGAUCAAGUCAAAGCGAAAAUUCAUGAUAAAGAAGGUAUACCACCUGAUCAACAACGUUUGAUUUUCGCUGGUCAACAGUUAGAAGAUGGUCGUACCCUCGCUGAUUAUAAAAUUCGUAAGCCAACCCUUCAUUUUGUUCUCCGUUUACGUGGCGGUCAAUAA
Molecule: messenger RNA, 459 nt
Organism: Funneliformis mosseae
Lineage: Eukaryota; Fungi; Glomeromycota; Glomeromycetes; Glomerales; Glomeraceae
Source: the annotation of a GenBank genome assembly